Molecule: messenger RNA, 6375 nt
Organism: Tachysurus fulvidraco (yellow catfish)
Lineage: Eukaryota; Metazoa; Chordata; Actinopteri; Siluriformes; Bagridae
Gene: slc6a8
Product: solute carrier family 6 member 8
Exons: 13
Coding region: 748-2691 (647 amino acids)
Biological process (GO): sodium ion transmembrane transport
Cellular component (GO): membrane
Source: RefSeq, a predicted model, not a curated record
CGGUAACGGCCAUAGAGAACCAGAACGAAGCGAGGAGAAGCAGCACCGCCCAUAGACAUACACACACUGCACCGUUACACCUGUUAUUUCUGUAUUCGCAGAUAGAUCACAGACAAGACGAUGGUGUAGGCGAAAGUAGAUUUUUGUCUGCGUAAAUUGGUGAAUGUAAUUCCUUUACAUUGACCGGUUGGUGAGCGCGCGAGCGGCGCCCGGUUUUUCCGUCCCGACAACCGCCUCCUCUUCGAGAGAUACGUGCCGAUGCGAUUCUUCAGACUCACCUUCAAGUGUUUCGUGGAUUGCUUUUGAAGGUGCCCUUUGAAGUCGGUGAUAAUUUUUUGUUUCAUUUUUCGCGCGAUCCUCUUCCACAUCUUAUUUACGGUUAUUUCUGCGGACAUUUCCCCAAGAAACCAGACUGAAAAAUAUAUAUAUAUAUAUAUAAAACAAAAAUAUAUACCUUUAUAUUAAAUAAUAACAAUCUUGACUUGAUAAAUAUCAUAAAAAGGACCCUUUAUUAAAAGAACAAUCAGAGGACCAGAUCCUGUUAACCCUUUAACAGGUUUGAACAGAGAAGAAGAACAGAAGGACAUCUUGGUGUCAAUAAAGGAAACUGACACGAGCCAUACAGAUAAAAAGGAACAAAGAGAUUUGGGAUAACUUGCAAUCCCAGGGGCAUUGACUCAUUAUUAUAUAUAUAUACAUAUAUAUAUAUAUAUAUAUAUUUUUUUUUGGUGAACUUGUGUGUUUAGGAUGGACAAGAGGAAAACGAGCGCACUUGGCUCUAACUGCAGCGUGGUGGAUAUGGUGACGGAAAGCUGCGUUCUAGAGAACCCGGAGGAGAGGAAAGGCCACUUCAUUCCCAUCGGGAACCCCCAGGCCGCGACCGGCUCUCGGAUCAUCGCAAACGGCGAUAAGAAGCCCGUUCAGCCGGAGAGAGAGACAUGGUCCCGGCAGAUGGACUUCAUCAUGUCCUGCGUGGGCUUCGCCGUAGGUCUGGGGAACGUGUGGCGCUUCCCUUACCUUUGCUACAAAAAUGGUGGAGGAGUCUUUCUCAUUCCCUACGUUUUGUUUAUAUUCUUCGGUGGAAUUCCUAUCUUCUUUCUGGAAAUUGCUCUGGGACAGUUCAUGAAGGCUGGAAGCAUCGCUGUGUGGAACAUCGCUCCACUCUUUAAAGGACUCGGCUGUGCUUCCAUGGUUAUAGUGUUUUUCUGCAACACCUACUACAUCAUGGUCCUGGCAUGGGGUUUCUAUUACCUCAUCAAAUCUUUCACCGCCAUACUGCCGUGGUCCACCUGCACAAACUACUGGAACACUGAGAACUGCAUCGAGUCCUUCCACCAGGACGCCUGUAAGAACGGCUCCUUCGGCAACUUCACCUUCAUGAACAAGACCUGCGAGGAGUUAGAGAACUCCACCUCUCCUAUCGUCGAGUUCUGGGAGAAUAAGGUGCUGCAAAUCUCCGCUGGCUUGGACGUUCCAGGUCAGAUCAACUGGGAGAUGACGCUGUGUCUGAUGGCUGUCUGGGUGAUGGUAUACUUCUCCGUCUGGAAGGGUGUAAAGUUUACAGGAAAGAUUGUCUAUUUCACUGCCAUGUUCCCUUAUGUUGUUCUGAUCAUUCUCCUGGUGAGAGGUGUGACCCUACCUGGGGCCUACAGUGGUAUCAUAUACUAUCUACAACCAGACUGGUCAAAGCUUAAACAUGCACAGGUCUGGAUCGAUGCCGGCACUCAAGUAUUUUUUUCUUACGCUAUCGGACUUGGAGCCCUGACUGCUCUUGGCAGUUAUAACCGAUUCAACAACAACUGUUACAGGGAUACUUUUCUGUUGUCACUGAUAAACAGCGGCACCAGUUUCUUUGCUGGCUUUGUGGUUUUUUCCAUUCUGGGUUUCAUGGCUGCUGAGCAGGGUGUGGACAUCUCAAAAGUGGCAGAGUCAGGGCCUGGCCUGGCGUUCAUCGCGUACCCUAAAGCCGUGUCCAUGAUGCCUAUGGCACCGGUCUGGGCCACACUCUUCUUCAUCAUGCUGCUGUUGCUGGGGCUGGGUAGUCAGUUUGUUGGUGUAGAAGGCUUUGUAACUGGCAUCCUGGAUCUGCUCCCUUCAAAGUUUUACAAGCGAGAAUUCACUGUAGCGAUCUCCUGCAUAUUGAGCUUUGUUAUUGAUCUCUCCAUGGUUACACAGGGAGGGAUGUAUGUCUUCCAGCUUUUUGACUAUUAUUCAGCCAGUGGAAUGACCCUGUUGUGGCAGGCAUUCUGGGAAUGCGUGGUUGUCGCCUGGGUUUACGGUGCUGAUAAGUUUAUGGAUGACAUUGCCCUUAUGAUCGGUUACCGGCCUUUCCCUUGGAUGAAGUGGUGCUGGUCGUUUCUUACUCCAUGUGUUUGCAUGGGAAUAUUUGCGUUCCAACUGGUGAACUACAAGCCUCUAACCUACAACAAUGUGUACGUGUACCCGUGGUGGGGGGAGAUGAUCGGAUGGUUCAUGGCUCUGUCCUCUAUGCUCUGCAUCCCCAUCAGCGUCAUCUACAAACUCAUUACAGCCAAAGGAUCUUUCAAACAGCGCUGGGAGACUCUGACCAAACCGGUGUGGGGAGCACAUCAUCUGGAGUACAUGGCACCUGAAGCAGACGGCAGAAGCCUGUCCUCAAUGUCCCCCGGCACUGAAGACAACAAGGUCAUCAUCUUCGAGAGCGGCAUGUAACCAUCAAGAUCUGGGGAUCCACCCGGGAGCCGAAGACAAGCCAAUAAUAAAGCUACCUUGAUACUAAUUCCAAUUGUUUUACACUAACCUGAAUAAAAUGUUGUUCUACUAUAAGCUGAUGACUCCUACAUGUCAUCAGGGAACAACUUCCAGGGUUGAAAUUGCUGCUUUUUCUAUUUCACUCCUCUAACUCUGUACGUUUUUCACAGUACACUAUUAGCUUGUCGUCGGUUUCUGAGGGAUUUAAGCGAGAUGCACAGCAGGAGAGGGAGUCUAGCUUGGUGUAGAUCUUUCUUAGGAUCACCUCCUCAGGGCAGAAUUCCCACAAUCCUCCUCGUUCAGCCUGGCACAGGUAAACACUACUGAUCUGUGUGCCGGUUAUAUGAGGAGGAUACCCCGCUCAUUAAUGCCCAGGUAGACGUAGACACACACAGUUGGGUCCAUGUAUUGAAAACUAAGGGCCAAACUAGUUUCUCUCUCAUUACAUUCUCCCUUCUUUAGUCUAACGCUAUAUAGUAUUACCUAGAAUACAGUGUAUUUGUGUAUAUUUAGGUCAGACCAAUAACGUAUCAUAAAAUACAACAAAAAGGUGUUUAAAAUUCAAAUAGAAAAGAAAUAGUUGAUCAUUUGGGGGUUGUUUUUGUUUUGUUUAUUUUAAAUCGACUGACCAGUGAGGUACGAAGUUCGUACAUAAAACAAUUCCUUUUAUUGUACAGUCUAUAGAGUUAGGAUUUGUUUUUUUUUGUUUUUUUUGUUUUUUUAUUGAAUGCGUCUGCGAAAAACUCACUUUAUGUGCCAAACAGUAUACAUCCUCCUUCUCUUUCAUAUAAGAAGGUCUCAUUGCCAUAAAAUAUCCAGAUCUCACCUGCCGAAUUUAGUGUUUGGUUAAGUAUUUGUAUUUUAUUUUAUUUAUUUAUUUUUUAUUUUUUGAUGAAACAGCAUCACUUCUGCAUUUUGCACAUUUUUAUUUUUUUUUUAUUCUUAUUUUUUUAACUAACACUAGAUUCAGAACAGGCUUCAUUUUCCAGCAAAGACGACAAGAGCGUAUCUAACAGGCAAUGCACAUUUUGGAAAAUUGGCUCAAACAGCAAAAAAUUAUUUUAUUUUUUUUUUUACAAAUAAUAAAAUCUUAAUUCGCAAAUAUCGUAAAACACUAAAAUGUUUCGUACAAAUGUUUAUCGACACCCUUUUAACUUCUGGCCUUAGACUCUCUUGUCCUGUUAUAGUACUGAAUAACAUGAAGCCUGUUCAGAAGUAAUGUACGAUCCGAAUUGUCGGGAAAACCGUUGCCAAACUUUGCCUUUUAUUGUUCGUUUUAAUGUAAGAGCCCAUUAGUAUCUACAUGUAUAUGGGGAUGCACUGUGGGAAUUCUGCCCUCUUUUCCUCACUCUAGUAUACAUUAGAAUGUAUACAAAUCUUUAGAAUGUAAAAAAAAAACUAACCAAAAAAAAACCAACAAAAGUAGAUGUUAAAUUUUAAUCGUAAUUUGAAUCUUUUUGUUUUACAUAACGUGAAAGAGAUCAGAGAUUUAUUUUGUGAAGGCUUUUAUUUUGCUGAUAUACAUCUGUCUAUAUAUAUAUAUAUAUAUAUAUAUAUAUAUAUAUAUAUAUAUAUAUAUAUAUAUAUAUAUAUAUAUAUAUAAGCAUAAAUAUACAUAUUGAAUAUCUGUGAGUUAUAUUUUAAAAGUUUGCUGCAGGAUGAAUUUUUGAUAGCGAUAUGACUGAGCAAAGGGAAUUAUUAACGAUACGAUUGAGUGGCGUUACAGAGAAAUAUUAUACGACACUUCAUGCUGUCUAAGUAUCAAGCUCGUGUGUGUGUGUGCGUGUGUGUGUGUGUGUGCGUUUGCGUUACGUGUUAGAUUUCAGUAUUUUCCAGCUGACCACCCAGGGACUAAACACAACAGAUAUGAGUCUGAUUCAGAAGAUACGAUUAACUCUAUUUUGAUAUUCCACUUAUAAUCACAAGUCAAAUACGCGAUCGUCUCAUCGUCCCUGUAGCUUUAUUCAUUAUAACAGACCUGAUAAAAUGUCUCACAAGAUACACCUGAGUGCAAAAUUUUGUACACCCUCAGAUAAGUUAAAUAGGUGCUCUUUAAUUACACGAGUAAUAAAAAACUUUUUUAGCAAGGACACACAAGAAGUGUAAACUUUCGCACUUCACCGUAACACUUUUGAUCAAAUAAUCCGAUCUAAGAGUCUCUCAGCUUCUGCACUCGCUUCCCGAAGAACUUUUUACCAAACUGUAACCAGCGAAGCAAAUCACACUAAUUUCACAUUUAUAGUUUUUUCCCCCCAAAUUUAUGUGUGUAUUAUAACAUAUGUAAGACCCAUGCGAUGGAUGAAUCAGAUUAAAAGCAGCCAGCAUUCGAAAGCACCUUCAAAGCAGUAUUUUCCCGAGAAACUUAGUGAGCUUAGUGAAACUGCCUGUAAUGUACUGUAGCUCGAAAGUGUACUGGGUCUAAAGUAUUAACCAGGCUGAAAAGAUUUCCCUUUUUCAUUUCACACACACACACACACACACACACACACACACACACACACACACACACACACACACACACACACAGUAUGGCCACUUUAUUAGGAACAGUCACAUUCACUGAACCUCAUAACCUGCAGCUACACGAUCGCCUAAUAAAAUGCACUUUACAAUCCAAAUAGAAAUCAAUCUGUUAAUCAUCCAAGUUGAGGAUCUGGUUCUCCUAUUCAUUCAAAAAACACCCUGGGAUGGUCAGCUGAUCAAAUGUUGUGUAGUCAUUGUAUGUAGAGAAGUAAAGAAACAACAUGAACGUCACCAAAACAAAAAAAAAAGGUGUUUUUGACAGUAGCUUUGUCCCAAAGACUUGCUCACUGCAAAUGAACUGCGGUUUGUUCUAGUUAACGUAGUGCCGUAAUUGAGAAAGUUUUCUUUAAUCGAUAAAUUUUUACUUAAUGAACUGAUUAAUAAUUGAAUAGAUUAAAAAGAAUCAUUUGGAUGAUUUCAUCUAUAUUUUUACAUGAACUUCAAAAAAAAAACGAACUUUUACUCAUCUAUAUAUUGAACGUUGAUAAACAACUAAGACUGUAAUCAAAAUCUAACAACUCAACAUAUGAUCUGUAUGUUUUACAAGUUAAAUUAACCAGCAGUAAUCAGUUAUUGUUUUUUUUGUUUGUUUGUUUGUUUUUAAAUAAAAACUAUUGUUCUAUUAGAAAAGCAAUGUUUUAUAAAGAGAUUUUAUUGUGAACUCUUUUCAUAAAUCAACUCAUAGUUCAGACUAGUUUCAUAGUUCAGACUCAACACUUUUGGCUAAAAUGUUUCAAACCUAAAUCCAGAUUUGUUCGUUUCUUGAUAUUCUAGAGCACAUGGUAUAUUAGCGGUAGCCAGAAACACUAAAGAUUUGGGUAAGGUUACUGUCUGCAAGAUUCUCUUUUUAACAUAGUUAACUUAGUGUUUAACUCUUUCAUUGUUGUGCUUUGUGACAUGCUGUGAGCUGUAACCACAGUCUUCCAUUCGUAAGCUGAAGUAGUAAUAACAUAACGACUCGUGCUGUAAAAGUCAUUUGCUCAUGCAGGAGUUGAUCACUGAUCGUUAAUGAUGUUGAUGUAUGAAGGGCUUCAUGCUUUAUACCACUGUGACUGUGUACUGAAGAUCCGCUCACCCAUAUCAAAGCAACAACCGGCAAUAAACAAACUAACUCCAUGGCAA